Castor canadensis (American beaver) is the source of this 4259-nucleotide messenger RNA. Lineage: Eukaryota; Metazoa; Chordata; Mammalia; Rodentia; Castoridae. The record is from RefSeq and is a predicted model, not a curated record.
ACCGGGAUGGCGGCCGUUUUGGAGUCGCUGCUGCGAGAGGAGGUGUCGGUCGCAGCCGCCGUGCGGUGGAUCGCGCGCGGCACCCGGAGUUCGGAGGACAGCCCCGGGGAGGCGGCCGUGCUGAGCUCGCUCGGACCGCUGCGGAAGGACUUCGUGCCGUUCCUGCUGAACUUCCUGAGGGAGCAGAGCAGCCGCGUCCUCCCGCAGGGCCCCCCAACUCCCGCCAAGGCUCCGGGCGCCUCGGCAGCCCUGCCAGGGAGGCCGCGGGGCGGCCGCGGGGCGCGCAGCCAGCUCUUCCCCGCCACCGAGCCCCUUAGUGCCACCGCCGAGGCCCCCCUGGCCCGCCGCGGGGGCCGGAGGCGGGGAUCGGGGCCGGCCCGCGAGCGAGGAGGCCGCGGCCCCGGGGGCCCCGAGGACGGGCCCGGCGGGGAGAGUCUGCCCUGGGCUGGGGGCCGCAGGCCUCGGGGCUCUGGCAGCCCCGGCAGCCCCAGCAGCCCCAGCCUCGCGCGCUCCGAUCCACCAAACCUCAGCAACCUGGAGGAGUUCCCUCCCGUAGGCUCGGUUCCACCCGGCCCUGCAGGCAGGACGAAGCCUUCUCGCAGGAUCAACCCAACUCCGGUGAGCGAAGAGCGGUCACUCUCCAAGCCCAAGACCUGCUUCACCUCACCCCCAAUCAGCUGUGUCCCCAGUUCCCAACCCUCAGCCCUGGACACUAGCCCUUGGGGCCUUGGCCUUCCCCCAGGGUGCAGAAGUCUGCAAGAGGAGCGGGAGAUGCUGAGGAAGGAGCGCUCUAAGCAGCUGCAGCAGUCACCUGCUCCUGCCUGUCCCACCCCAGAAUCAGGGUCUCCUGUCCCCAGCCGGACUGGAAACCUCACAGCAGAACUCGCUGACCCUGCCAGAGUGUCUUCCCGCCAGCGCCUGGAGCUGGUAGCCCUUGUCUACUCCUCGUGUAUUUCUGAGAACCUGGUACCAAACCUUUUCUUGGAGCUUUUCUUCGUCCUUCAGCUCCUUACUGCCCGGAGGAUGGUGGCUGCCAAGGACAGUGACCUCGAAUCAAGUCCAGGUGCCCUGGAUUCCUUGGAAAGCCCACUGUUCCAGAGCAUCCACGAUUGUGUCUUCUUUGCAGUACAGGUUUUGGAGCGUCAGUAUGAGGUUCUUUCCUUCUUGGACAAAGGGACCUUAAAGCUGCUGGCUGAGAAUGAACGGCUGCUGUGCUUCUCACCAGCUCUGCAAGGCCGCCUUCGAGCUGCCUAUGAGGGCAGUGUUGCCAAGGUCUCUCUGGUGAUGCCAUCCUCUGCUCAAGCUGUCUCUUUUCAGCCAGAAACUGACAAUCGUGCCAACUUCUCCAGUGACCGAGCCUUUCAUACUUUUAAAAAACAGAGGGAUGUGUUCUACGAGGUGCUUCGAGAGUGGGAAGAUCGCCAUGAGGAGCCCGGCUGGGAUUUUGAGAAGGGCUUAGGCAGCAGGAUCAGAGCCAUGAUGGGUCAACUCUCAGCAGCCUGCAGCCACAGCCACUUUGUUAGACUUUUCCAGAAACAGCUUCUCCAGAUGUGUCAGAGCCCUGGUGGUGCCGGAGGUACUGUCUUGGGUGAGGCCCCAGAUGUGUUGAAUAUGCUGGGAGCUGACAAGCUGGGACGGUUGCGGCAGCUACAGGAACGGCUUGUGGCCCCUCAGAGCAGUGGGGGGCCCUGCCCACCCCCCACCUUCCCAGGCUGUCAAGGCUUCUUCAGGGACUUCAUCCUGAGUGCCAACAGCUUCCAGUUUAAUCAGCAUCUCAUGGACAGUCUAAGCUUAAAGGUCCGUGAGCUCAAUGGCCUUGCCCUGCCUCAGCAUGAGGCUGGUGAUGAAGAUGGGGAGUCCGAUGUGGACUGGCAGGGUGAACGGAGGCAAUUUGCUGUGGUGCUUCUUAGCCUAAGACUUUUGGCUAAAUUUCUGGGCUUUGUGGCUUUCCUGCCAUACCGGGGCCCUGAACCACCCCCAACCCGUGAGCUGCAGGACUCCAUUCUGGCCCUCAGGAGCCAGGUGAGAGAUCUGGUCCCUCCCGUCCUGGAUGUGCGAGCUCUGCUACAGCAGGGGCUACAAGCCCGGCGGGCAGUGCUCACUGUGCCCUGGCUGGUAGAGUUCCUUUCCUUCGCUGACCACAUUGUCCCCUUGCUGGAUUAUUACCGGAGCAUCUUUACUCUCCUGCUGCAGCUACAUCGGAGCUUAGCUUUGUCACAGGAGAGUGAAGGGGAGAUGUGUUUUCUGAACAAGCUGCUCCUGCUUGCUGUUCUGGGCUGGCUUUUUCAGAUUCCCCCAGUCCCCGAGGACUUGUUCUUUCAGGAAGAGAGUCAGGUGAAUGCCUUUGAGGUGGACACGGCAGCUUCAGAACAUGGCUUGGACAGUGUGCCUGUGGUGGACCAGCAGCUGCUCUAUACCUGCUGCCCCUACAUUGGAGAGCUCCGGAAACUGCUUGCUUCAUGGGUCUCAGGCAGCAGUGGACGGAGUGGGGGCUUUGUGAGGAAAAUUACCCCCACCACUACCACCGGCCUGGGAGCCCAGCCCCCCCAGACCAGCCAGGGACUGCAGGCACAGCUUGCCCAGGCCUUUUUCCACAACCAGCCGCCCUCCCUGCGCAGGACUGUGGAGUUUGUAGCAGAGAGGAUUGGGUCAAACUGUGUCAAACACAUCAAGGCAACGCUGGUUGCGGACUUGGUGCAACAGGCAGAGUCACUUCUCCAAGAGCGGUUGGUGAUGCGUGUCCAGGAAGGAGGAGACUCAGCCCAGCUAUUGGAGAGCUUGUGUUCCCAGCUGUGUCCCCAUGGGGCCCAGGCACUGACCCAGGGGCGGGAGUUCUGCCAAAGGAAGAGCCCUGGGGCUGUUCGGGCACUGCUUCCAGAGGAGACCCCAGCAGCUGUUCUAAGCACUGCAGAGCAUAUUGCUGUGGGGCUUGCGACAGAGAAAGCCUGUGCUUGGUUGUCUGCCAACAUUACAGCGCUGAUCAGGAGGGAGGUGAAAGCAGCUGUGAGUCGCACGCUUCGAGCCCAGGGUCCUGAGCCGACUGCCCGGGUGGAGCGGAGGGGCUGCCCCCGCGCCUGUGAGCACCACGCUCCCCUCCCCUCCCACCUCAUCUCCGAGAUAAAAGAUGUGCUCUCCCUGGCUGUUGGGCCUCGGGACCCCGAGGAGGGAGUUUCCCCAGAGCAUCUGGAGCAGCUCCUUGGCCAGCUGAGCCAGUCACUGCAGUGCCGCCAGUUCCUGUGCCCACCUGCUGAGCAGCAUCUGGCAAAGUGCUCUGUGGACUUAGCUUCCCUCCUGGUUGCAGACCAGAUUCCCAUCCUAGGGCCCCCAGCACAGCACAGGCUGGAGCGAGGACAGGCCCGAAGGCUUCUGCACAUGCUGCUUUCCCUGUGGAAAGAUGACUUCCAAGGGCCGGUUCCACUCCAGCUGCUGCUGAGCCCGAGAAAUGUGGGGCUUCUGGCAGACACUCGGCCGAGGGAGUGGGACCUGCUGCUGUUCUUGCUCCGGGAGCUGGUAGAGAAGGGUCUCAUGGGACGGAUGGAGAUAGAAGCCUGCUUAGGCAGCCUCCAUGAGGCCCAGUGGCCAGGGGAUUUCUCUGAAGAACUGGCAACACUGUUUCACCUAUUUCUAGCUGAGCCCCACCUGCCAGAACCCCAGCUGAGAGCUUGUGAACUGGUGCAACCAAGCAGGGGGACAGUGCUGGCCCAGAGCUAGGGCUGGGAAGUAGCCCUUUCUUGGGCAUUUCACUAGAACCUUGCCUACACCUCAGGAGGUGGUCCAAGAGUACACUGCAAGCGACCUUGCUGAGGAGGGAGUGGCCAGGUCUGCCGACUUCCUGCUCAAGGGUGAAGGAAGCAUCCCACAGACUGCAGGCUUGCCCCCUAGUCCGAGAGACUCCAGGGCUGGAGCAGGGCAGCUGGCAUUUUGCACUUGGAUGCUAAUGAAAUGAUGAGUGGGGCUGGUUGAUGGGACUCAAGCCUCACUUGCUGCCAGCUCAGCACCUCUUGAGACUGGGUAUUCUGGGAAAUCAUGGUAGACAAAAGACUUCUGCUUAGCUCGUGAGGAAAGCUAACAAAACAUGGAUCUUGGGAGUCUAUAUUUUCUUACCACCAGAGCUGGACUGCUGUGUCCUCACAGAUGCACAACAGGUAUGGCAGGACUUACCUGACUGAAUCCUGGCAUUGCCAUGGACCUCCACCUCUGUGUAGGUACUCUUCAGACCCCGAGUCUGUCCAGGGUGCAAGCACAGAGCAGAACAUUAA